UUAAAGCCGCCCUAAGAAGACUUAACACUGUUUUUCGUCGUCUCCUGAAAAGUUAUAUUUCAAGUGAAAAAUAUUGUGAUAUUUAGUUAUAGUGUGCCAAAAUAGUUAAAAAUGGAUGACGACCAGCAGUUCUGUUUACGAUGGAAUAACCACCAGUCAACAUUAGUAGCGGUUUUUGACACAUUAUUAGAAAACGGAACUCUAGUAGACUGCACACUGGCAGCAGAAGGAAAAUGCCUAAACGCACACAAAGUAGUUUUAUCUGCUUGCAGUCCAUAUUUUGAGGCGCUGCUGUCACGACACUUUGACAAGCACCCAAUCCUCAUUCUAAAGGAUGUAAAAUUCCAAGAACUGAAAGCGAUGAUGGACUAUAUGUACAGAGGUGAAGUGAACAUAUCACAAGACCAAUUAGGUGCACUUUUGAAAGCGGCAGAGUCCUUACAAAUCAAGGGACUGUCGGACAAUAGAAAAGGUGAACCGGAAAGGAAAACGGCACCUGUCCCGCCACCGCCCAAGAGUCCUCAACAAACGUCGGCAUUACCUAAAGUACAAGGUCUAACGAUAGAACAACGCAGUAGGGACGACAGCAGGGAAGGGAGUUUGUCGCCGGGGCCGCGGAAGAAAAAAAGGUUAAGGCGAAAGAGUGAGGAACUAGACAACCAUGACGCCUCAAACUCAUCAGAAUCUCACAGCCUACCCGCCCAAAACAUUCCUUCGUCGUUACCUGCCGCAUCCAAAAUUAAUGCCGAUGUGCCUGAACCCGUAGAAACCAAAUCCGAUAUAUUAAGGCAUAAACAACCUGACGAUAUUCCCCAAGUUCCUAUAAUAAAAGAGAAAAUAGAAACCCAUACAGAACUGAUGCUUGAACCAAAGUCUGAAUAUGUAGAGGAAAUGAACGAGGACAGUAUUGAGGAUUUGACGUUAGAUGAUGAUGACCUUAGUAAUAUGGAACAAUUAGAAGAUCAAGCAGGGCCUAGUCAUGGCAACGCGGGUGAAGGAUCCAGUCAAGGUUUUGGCGGGUGGCAUAUGGGUAAUCAAAGUCAAGAUGAAGUAUUUUUGGCCGCGCAAGAGGCCGUAGGUGCACAUCGUGAUUCACAAGGGAUCUUAUGGACCGAAAGAAGGAGUAUUUUUCCUAACGGUUUGGAACAUCUGCUGAAGAGUGUUCCAGACGGACAAAUUGUUUUACUGAAGCAGCAAGGUUUGGACAACCCAAGCAGACAGAAACUCGUCAAAAUUGUUAUUGAUAAUUUAAUUUUACAAAACAAUCCGUCUCAUAAAUUCCCGAGCAUAUUGCGCGACGCCGCUCAGGAAAUUGUAGAACUCUUCCCAGGAGAGAGACUGGAAUCGUACUUUAUACCUUAUUCCAAAAAGACUUACUCAAAGGAUAAGAUCCUUCCCAGGGGUAAACUGUAUUCGAGAUGGGUUAACUGCAAGAGGGCGCUGACGAUUGCCAAGUUCGACAAGCCCAGCGAAGGACAAAGGAAAGACAAAGAUGACCAAGGAAUUUCAAUAGUUGAUAUAACUGAGAAUGAAAAAGUUUGUUAUAAUUCUUUACUACAACCUGAAAAUAGCAUUUGGGAAGAAACCCUGAAAGAUUGGAGGAGUACAUUCAAUAUACGUAUGUUGAAGUUGAAAUCGUUAGAAUCGGGUCUAAUUUAUUUUCACACAUUUCCUGCGCUGAAGCAACCCAUGGGGUACAAACUCUUCGAAGAAGACUUUAAUAUGAAAUAUCCCAGUAUCACAAAUCAGUCGAUGCACAAAAUUUGGCCUGGGGUAGCUUCUGCCAUUGUUGAAAUUUUAAGAGGAAAACAAGUUCAGGCCCCCGAAUUGUAUUCUAUGAGUAUCGAUUUAGCCGUUCUGUCUUUGAAAGUCUUACCAUGGCUUUUCCAACCUACCAUUCUCAGAAAUAAAAUCACCAAGAAAAAUUUUAAGCUCAACAGGCUGGAGAUGGCAGACAGAUUUUUCUUGCAUGUUGUGGGGCCUCAGGACCUGGAUGCUAGACUAAACGACAGAAGAAAGAAACUUCAAGAGUUCGACAUAAAGAUACAACCCAUUAUGGUAGUAGUGGGUCCACUUCAAAACCCUCAAGCGUUUUUCGUUGUACUUGACAAUCAAAGAUAUAUGUUCAAUGACAUUUUAACUACGUUAGAUGUAACGUUUAAAAUAUUUUUCGCCUUGGAUAUACCUUUUCCUUGUGAAUGCAGGUAUUUGUGGCAAACGAUAGACCAGUUGGUGUACAGAAUCAACGCAAACGUUGAUCCUGCCUCAAGCGUGGUCUUGAGCGAAAUAGAACAGAAAUUGAAGAAGCAGUAAACAACACGAUUAUAAUUCCUUCAACAUAUUCUUUUUAAAUAAUAAUGGAAGUAGAUUUUUUGUAUUUCUUGACUUCAUUGUUCAAACCAAUUCACCUAGUUCAUUGUCAGUUUUGAAAAAGCAAAAAUCGUAAUAAUGAAACGUCAACUGGCAAAAUGUUUUAUGUGGCAAGUUAAAAAAAUAACUGAUCUUUAUCUUGUGGAUGUCUUACUCUAAUUUUAGGGAUAAGUUUCAUGUAUAAGAUUGCUUUUUUUGUAU
Molecule: messenger RNA, 2571 nt
Organism: Anoplophora glabripennis (Asian longhorned beetle)
Lineage: Eukaryota; Metazoa; Arthropoda; Insecta; Coleoptera; Cerambycidae
Gene: Lola
Exons: 11
Coding region: 112-2313 (733 amino acids)
Biological process (GO): DNA recombination; regulation of transcription by RNA polymerase II; DNA integration
Cellular component (GO): nucleus
Molecular function (GO): DNA binding; protein binding
Source: RefSeq, a predicted model, not a curated record